Messenger RNA from Ciona intestinalis (vase tunicate), 1996 nucleotides. RefSeq names its product Numb protein (gene numb). Gene Ontology annotation, cellular component: cytoplasm. The record is from RefSeq and is a predicted model, not a curated record. NCBI's taxonomy places the organism in Eukaryota, Metazoa, Chordata, Ascidiacea, Phlebobranchia, Cionidae.
AUCAUGAUGUUUCUCACUAGUGGCCCUAGAGGGCACAAACGAAGUAAAGUUUUUUAACAUUUUUAAGGAUAGGGCAAAGUCGUUUGUGGAAUUGAAUGUUGUUGUAUUUAAAUAACCUAAACACUUUAAGAUGAUGCGAACGUUGCGACAAAGUUUUCGCCGUAAAAAGAAACCCAAAAUACCAGAGAGCAGUAAACCACAUCAGUGGCAACAAGAUGAAGAAACUGUUAAGUCAGCCAAAUGUAGCUUUCAUGUUAAAUAUCUGGGCAAUAUUGAAGUUGAAGAAUCAAGGGGAAUGGCUGUAUGUGAACAAGCUGUCAAGCAACUUAAAGCCGCACAGAAAAAAAGAGUUCCUUCAUUCUUUGGAAGGGGCAAAAAGAAAAAGAUUCGUGCGAUGUUGUACGUUUCACCAGAUGCUCUUCGUGUUGUGGAAGAUUCAACUAAAGCUUUGUUGCUCGAUCAAACAAUUGAAAAAGUUUCAUUUUGUGCUCCUGACAGAAAUUACGAGAGAGCUUUCUCUUACAUAUGUAGAGAUGGAACAACACGUAGAUGGAUAUGCCAUUCAUUCUUUGCAGUAAAAGAUUCGGGUGAGAGAUUGAGUCACGCGGUUGGUUGUGCAUUUGCUGCUUGCCUUGAAAAGAAACAAAAACGAGAAAAAGAAACUGGUGUAACUGUUACUUAUGAUCAAAAUCGAACAACUUUUACAAGAGAAGGUUCAUUUAGAGUGAAGACAUUGACAGAACAACAAGAAGAAGCAAAACAAAUUAAUUCAGGUUUAUCAACCACAAGUGAUGUAAACCAUGUUCAAGUUGAAGUUCAUAAUCCAAGUGCUAUACCACGACGACAUGCACCUUUACAUUUAAUAAGACAAGCAUCUCAAAGAACAUUUGUUUCAAAGAACAAGCAGGAUGGUGACAAAGCAUUGAAUUCUCCAUUCAAACGAAAUUAUUCUCUUCCAUUAAACAACUUACCAUCAAACACCAGCAGACUGCACAGGCCAAUUAUGAAUCCUGUUCCAGAAUUAGAAGAGCAGCCUUUUGACAUCAGUGGAAUCUGUUCGCAAAUAACCAACACAUUUUCUAACAAUAAUGAUGAUCCAUUUUCCAAAGCACCGAUGCCACGAUUAUCAUCACCAACAUCUGUCAAACGAGAACCAGUUGUUGAAACAACUCCAAUGAGUAAUUUAAACAACUCGCUUAUGCAAAAAUCUUCUUCACCUAUUCAUGAUACAAACCCAUGGGCAGCAGACACGCGUUUACAAAGUUUUGAUUCAAGUUUCCAAACGAAUUCUUAUUCCACUUCUGAAGCAGAUAAAUGGCUAAAUAAUCUUGAAAAACACGUUGCUGCACCAGCAUUGAAUCAGCAGUACAGCGUGUUUAGUGAUACUGUAAAUCCAUCAAGCCAGCUAUCUCAGAUACCUCCAUGGUCUAAUAAAUCUGGCUUUGAAGUUAAAAUUUAACUUUAAUUCAUAUGUACAGUACAGCAAUAAUGAACUUACAUGACCUUUUGCUUUAAAAGGUGCAUUUUAAGGAGGUGCUGCAUGGUGUUCUUUCUUUAAUAUAAAGUAAAUCAAGUUUGUCACUAUACUCAAAACAAUUAUUUUAUAAAGUUUAAUCAUAUUAAAGUGCUUGUGAAUAAUUAAACCCCUUUUUAUUGCUGUUUAAAUUUAUGUAUAUAGUUGUGAUAUUUAACCAAUUUAAGGUACUGACAUUUUUUAAAUUUGCGGCACUUUACACUUAAAUUUUUGUUUAUUUUAAUGUACAAGUCAUAAAUUAUUACAAUAGUGUAUCAUUGCCAAUCAGCAGCAUAUUGCAAUAAUGUUGUAAUUUAUGGUAAAAACGAAUACUUCUGUUGUUCUGGUUUUAAGUGUUUAAAUUCUAUCUUUCUGACAAUAUCAAGAAAACUCUAAUUGCCAAAAUAAGAUGUAUGGCUCUCGGCAAUAUAAUAGAAUUCUUGCCCUAAUGAAAUUUUGAUAUUAAAUUUGUCUAUAAGAAAA